Zea mays is the source of this 2147-nucleotide messenger RNA. RefSeq lists its product as uncharacterized. The record is from RefSeq and is a predicted model, not a curated record. The transcript has 6 exons. Lineage: Eukaryota; Viridiplantae; Streptophyta; Magnoliopsida; Poales; Poaceae. Bases 172 to 1770 code for a protein of 532 amino acids.
AAAUAACGGCCACGACACAACCACCGCUCCCGUCCCGCGGAACGGGAGAGCCCCGGAAAGAGCUCGUCGUCGCCCCAGGAGCCCGCUCCACCCAAGAAACGGUACGCAGAGCGCCAGGCUCCACUCUCCACCCCCGUCUGCGUGCGUGCGACCGCGCGCGACGUCUCGGUGAUGGCGUACCGUCGGAAGCAGGGCAUCCAGCGCUCGGCCACCUUCGUCGAGGACCACCGCCAGGCGUCGUCGGGCGGCUCCGCGUCGCCGGCCAUCGCGUCCCCGCGCGCCACACGGUUCGCGGACGACAGCCGCCGCCCCGAACGCCCCUCUCCCCUGGCCUCGCCCGCCGCGCCCGGGGACCUAACGCUGCCUUCCAUCGGCGAGCGCUUACCCGCCGCUCCGGCGGCGGCGGGGGCCCAAGCCCAAUGCGACGUCGAGCCGAGUAGCCCGCUGCAGGACCCUGUCACCCAUCUCUACACAUCGCCAACUUGCCUAAACGACGAGGGGCCCAAGUACGACCUCGAGCUAUCCAAGAAAGAGCACACGAAGCAUGGGUUCUGGGGGCUUCUGGCUCAGAAAGCCAAGGUCAUGCUCGACGAGAAUGGCACCCCACGCAUUCAGACCUCUGAAUCUCGCUGGUCCUACGAUCGGGUCCGAAGCUCGGAGAGCCAGAGCCCCACGGCACGGAGAGGAACGCUGGAAGGCAGGCUAGACAUCGGAGGGAAGAUCAAGGACGUUCUUGAGAAGGAGGGCCUGGCGGUGGCCGACAACACAAUGUCAGGCAACAGCCACGGCGGUGUCGUCGCUGCUGCCCGGAAGCUGCACAUCAGGAGGAAGGCGUGCAGCAUGGACUUCCGGGCCGCAAACCUGACCCCGGCCAGCCCCAGCAUGUCGCCGAUGCUGGCCGACAUGGAAUCGCCUCAGCUCAAGGCCUCUCGCGACGUAGCGAACGCCAUGGCCGCCAAGGUGAAGCUGCUGCAGCGGGAGCUCAAGACGUUGAAGGCCGACCUGGCCUUCUCCAAGGAGCGGUGCGCGCAGCUGGAGGAGGAGAACCGGCUGCUCCGGGAUGGCAACCACGACGCCGACGAGGACCUGAUACGGCGGCAGCUGGAGACGCUGCUCGCGGAGAAGACGCGGUUGGCGCACGAGAACACGGUGUACGCCCGCGAGAACCGGUUCCUGCGGGAGAUCGUCGACUACUACCAGCUCAACAUGCAGGACGUCGUCAACCUUGACGACGACGACGACGACAUCGAGGAAGAAGACGACGAUUACGACGUCAACGCCGACGACGUGGAGUUGGAGGCUGAACAGUACCAAGAUCGCCGCAAGUGCCUGCCGUCCCGGCUUGUGCUGGAGGAAGAGGAGCACCAGGCGGCCGAUCCAGGCGCCGAACCGCAGUCGCCCACUGAGCAGACGGAGUCGCCGCGAAUGCUGAACACGAACAGCGGCGGCGGUGUCACCCCUGACCACGAAUCGCCGCGGAUCCUGAACACGAACAGCGGCGGCGGCGGCACCCCUGACCGCGAAUCGCCACGGAUCCUGAACACGAACAGUGGCGUCACCUCUGACCACGAAUCGCCGCGGAUGCUGAACACAAACAGCGGCGGCACCCCUGACCACGAACCGCCGCGGAUGCUGAACACAAACAGCGGCGUCGAAAUUGCUAGUGAAUCCCCCAGGAUGCUGAGCACAAACACCGGCGGCAACACAAAUGAGUCGCCCCGGGGCUACAAGGAUGAUGGUUCUUCGCCAGAAACGACGAGGGACGGUUGACGAUUCUUCAUCUCUGAUUUGUCAUUUGGAUUUUGUUGAAUGUAAAACCUGAUUCACCUGAUCAGCGUGAAAAUAAAGAACCAUUAUUGAUCAGGUAUUUUUAUUUCAGAUGUUAAGAUUCCUGAUCAAUGACCAGAUAUUCUUCCUUUCCAGAUGACUGAUUGCUGCGAUUCAGUCCCAUUGUGGUUUUCUCGCCUAUAGUGCUCUUCAGCACAACGUCUGAUUCACUGGCAUUUCCUAGAGGACAAAUAGGAUCAGCAACCUGCACCUUGUUUAAUUAGAAUGGGUAUCCUUAAUUCCUUAUAUCAUCCAGAUGUACCCCGUUUGGACCCACCAUGGACAGAUCAAAACAUAUAUCAAACAAAAGCCAAAACAAC